This is a messenger RNA of Aplysia californica (California sea hare), 1287 nucleotides long. Its product is annotated as sushi, von Willebrand factor type A, EGF and pentraxin domain-containing protein 1. The coding region runs from base 1 to 1287 and encodes 428 amino acids. NCBI's taxonomy places the organism in Eukaryota, Metazoa, Mollusca, Gastropoda, Aplysiida, Aplysiidae. The record is from RefSeq and is a predicted model, not a curated record. The transcript has 7 exons.
AUGUCGAGGUGUCAGCUACAGGCCAGACACUGGGCGUUGUAUGCUGCACCCAGAUUGGGACACAGUCAGCACAGCACAGUUUCACUGUCUGAGUGUGACGACGUGGCCCCAAGCGUGCCCAACGCCAUCGCUGCCUCGGACGGCUUCUCUGCGGCACAGUAUACAUGUGAGGACGGCCAUGUCCAGUCGGGCAGUAAUCCCAGGUCUGUGUGUGAACGCGUCACGCGUCGCUGGAGCUCUCCUGACAUGACGUGUGCACUAUUGGAGUGCCAGAAUCCGCCUGAUGUUUCUAAUGCCAUGACCAUUUAUACGACUAGACACUACGGGUCAGAGGUUAUCUACCGUUGCUACGAAGGCAUGGCUUCAUCAUCUUCGUCGAUGGCCAUCACUUGUCAAGCAAAUGGUGAGUGGUCAAGCCCUCCUGCCAGCUGUGAAGUCGUGUCUUGUGGGGAUCCCGAGCCAGUACAGAAUGGUGAGGUCGACGUGCUCCCAAGACCCUCAGACAACGCCCCGCCAAACAUGGACAACACGACAUUUCACAGGACUCUGGGAGGACAAGCAAGACUUUGUUUAGAUAAUGGAACGUGGUCUGAUGACAACAUUAUAUGUGGGCUUAUCAUCGACUGCAACGCACCCCCUGAAGAAGAAAACGGAGAUUGUGUCUACACAAAUACAACUCUUGGCUCUAAAGCUUACUACACUUGCCAAACAGGUUUCAUGUCUUUGUCAAACUUGACGUACAUAUCUAGAACUUGCAGCCAGGACGGAGAAUGGAAGACCCAGGAUGACGGCGUACUUAACUGCACGGUCGUUGAUUGUGGCCACCCACCGCACAUUCUGAGGAGCACUAGCAGCUUCAUAGACACUUCUUUUUCUAGUACUGUGACGUAUACAUGUGAGCAACCUUACGUUAUGUACGGCAACGGAUCAGCAAAGUGUAACGAAACCAGAAACUGGCAAGGUGUCGACACGAUAAGAUGCUUGGCACCUGAGUGUCUCCUUCCUCCCCGAGUGCCUAAAGGCGAUUUAAUCACUACUGGUUACAACUCAGUUUACGAAGGAGGCUGGUUUACAAAAAUCACUGGUUGUCUACCCAUAGACUGCGGAGAGCCUCCACUUGUGGAGCAUGCUUCGGUGAAUGCUGGCCUUGCAUCUCCUACAUGGGACAUGCCCGAUGGAGUUUUAUGUGUUCAGACUACAGAGCCAAGCACGAAUGAGCAUGAGAUUCUACGGCUACACAACAGACGGGUUAUAUUUCUCUGCCGCGAGAAUCAGACAAAGUCUUAA